This is a messenger RNA of Plasmodium gonderi, 1164 nucleotides long. RefSeq lists its product as hypothetical. The record is from RefSeq and is a predicted model, not a curated record. Bases 1 to 1164 code for a protein of 387 amino acids. Lineage: Eukaryota; Apicomplexa; Aconoidasida; Haemosporida; Plasmodiidae. The transcript has a single exon.
AUGGUCCAAAAAAUGGAAAACGACAACCACGAUUUCAACACUUGUAGUAGCAAUUUUGAUAUGUUAAUGAAAAAAAUAUGUAACGAAUUAAAAAAAGGAGAUAAAAACAAAAAUGGGUUAAUUAUGUAUAAUACUUUUAUUGAUGUACUGGAUUUAUUUCAGAUUGAAUAUGGUAGCUCCAUUAUGGACUAUUUAAUGAAACAUUGUAUUGUGACUGAAGACGGGUUUGUGAAUUAUAAGAAAUUGUGGCUUAUUUAUGAUCCUUCAAAAGUAACGAGAAAUAAUUCUGAAUCUGUGGAAGAAUCCAUUAACCCUAAAUUUAUCGACAUUCAGGAUAGGUAUGAAGACACUGAUAAAUAUGCUCAGGAAAAAAAUGAAAUUAUAAGAAAAUUAUAUUCCCAGUGGGACAAAUGCUUAUUAAAAGAUGAUGAAUUCAAAGCCAAGCUAAUUAAUGGGAAUGUUGAUAUUACUCCCGAAUUUGAAAGAUCUCUAUACUUACAUGGCCCAAGUAGAUCCUUAAGUUUUGCAAAUGUAAUGAAAACAUUGUACAUUAACAAUAGUAAAAAUAGAAAGAACAGAAGCAAUUUUGUAAGCAAAAUAAAAAAUGAAAAAUGGAAGAAAUUAAAUAUUGAUGAAAGUGAACAGCAUUCUUUUCAAGAUCCCCCAAGAAAUCCAAUAGUAUGGGGAGAACCAAAUGUCACAGAUCUAGAUAACGUAAUUCAGAGUGUUGAGCUUAUUUCAAAACAUUUUAUGGAAAACGGAAAUUUUAACAUCAAGGACGAAAAAAUCAUAUCAAAGGAUUUUUUUAAUAAUACAGUGAAAAAUUUAAUAAAAAACUACAUUAGUAACAAAAUUUCAGAGAAUGAAUUUUAUUUAUGUUUAAAUAAAUUAAAUAUAUCAAUAACGCCGAAAUUAAAUAACUUGAUAAAAUCCCAUGAAUUAGACAGCAAUGGAAAAUUUAAAGAUUUUUCCACAACAAUAAAUAGAUGCAUACCAAAAAACAUCUCACAUAAUUUAGAAAAAAAUAUGCACUUAUGCAUGGUUCAAAAAGAUGACAAAAAUUCAAAGUUAAAUUUUUCUUUUAACAAUAUCCCUUGUGAUCAAUUAUCCCCUGAGAAGACUAGUGAUAACCCAUACUCUAAUAACCAUAUUAACAAACACUAG